AUGGUCAACACAUCGCUCAAAAGAAGACGGACGGAAGAGCUACUGCGGGGAAAAGUCCCGAAGAAGGAGAAGAAGAAGGUCAAGAAGCAAAAGUUCUAUCACAGUUCGAGUGAGGACGAGGGUGGCGCCAGAGAUGCGCCCGCAAGAGGCAGCAGCGAGGAGCCAGAGGAAGAGUUUCAACCGACUGGUGUCAAUGCGACUCUUCCAGGAAAGACGGAACUGUCUAAGCAACAAUUGCGGAAAAAAGCGAAAUUCGAGCAACAGAAGACGGCAGCAGCAGCGCCACUCAACGAAGACCCAGCUUCGGGCGACGAUGAGGCUGCCACCGCAUUGGUCGAACAACCGAAGAAGCCAGAGCCCAAGUUUAAGGCGCAAAUACCCGCCAAGUCUGUGUUGAAGAAGACUGCGCCCGUCGACCAUGAAGCACCCCUCCCAAGCGACGAUGACGAGGAUGCAGAUACCGAAGAUUCUGAGCCCGAAGAUGACGAGUUUGAUAUCAACGACUCGGACUCGGACGCGUCGUCUGUCUCAGAAACCUCGACAGCCGCCGCCCGCAAAGUGAAGAAACGCAACGAUCCCGAAGCCUUUGCCACGUCCAUCUCCAAGAUUCUCAACACGAAGCUCACUACCACAAAACGCUCAGAGCCGAUUCUUGCACGAUCAAAAGACGCGGCGACAGCCAAUCGAGAACUGGCGGACAGCAAGUUGACAGAGAAGGCACGGAGACAGGUUGUGGCAGAGAGGAAAGCGGCGCAGGACAAGGGUCGCGUCAAGGACGUGCUAGGCCUGAAUGACCCCAUAAUCAGCACGGCGACAACGUCGGCAAAGGAGAAGGAACUGAGGCGUACUGCACAAAAGGGUGUUAUCAAACUUUUCAACGCAGUGCGAGCGGCUCAGGUCAAGGGUGAACAAGCAGAGCGCGAAGCCAAGGAGGGAGGCCAUGUGGGCAUGGGCACAAGAGAAACAAUGGUGAAAGAGAUGAGCAAACAAGGAUUCCUGGACAUGAUCACUGGAGGCAAGGCGCAGAAAGAAGGGAGUAUGGAGGCCUGA
This is a messenger RNA of Plenodomus lingam JN3, 1050 nucleotides long. RefSeq lists its product as uncharacterized. NCBI's taxonomy places the organism in Eukaryota, Fungi, Ascomycota, Dothideomycetes, Pleosporales, Leptosphaeriaceae. Gene Ontology annotation, cellular component: preribosome, large subunit precursor. Gene Ontology annotation, biological process: maturation of 5.8S rRNA; maturation of LSU-rRNA. The record is from RefSeq and is a predicted model, not a curated record.